Molecule: messenger RNA, 1029 nt
Organism: Lachancea dasiensis
Lineage: Eukaryota; Fungi; Ascomycota; Saccharomycetes; Saccharomycetales; Saccharomycetaceae
Source: the annotation of a GenBank genome assembly
AUGCCACCUAAAAAGAAGCAGCAGCAGCAGCCAGCCAAGAAGAAAGACAAUGUGGAUAAGACGUUUGGGAUGAAGAAUAAGAAUAGGUCGACGAAGGUGCAGAAGUUUAUCCAGCAGGUGCAGACACAGUCAGACCCGAAGAAGGAGGAGAUGAAGCGGAAAAAGGCUGAAGAAAAAGCCCAGAGAGAGCGGGAAGAGGCCGAGAGAAGAGCGCUGUUCAACCCUGCAAUGGAUCAGUCUCUCAGAUCUGGUGUGGACCCCAAAACAGUGCUCUGUGCGAUGUUCAAAAUUGGUAACUGUAACAAAGGAGCAAGAUGUAAAUUUUCGCACGAUCCGAAUGUGGGUCGCCGCGUGGAAAAGAAAGACUUGUACCAGGACGCCAGAAAGGAGAAAGAGGAAGAUACCAUGGAGUCCUGGGAUGAAGAAAAGUUGAGAUCCGUCAUUCUCUCCAAACAUGGUAACCCAAGAACCACGACAGACAAGGUCUGUAAAUUUUUUAUCGAGGCUGUGGAGAAUGGGAAGUAUGGUUGGUUUUGGGUCUGUCCCAAUAACGGCGACAAGUGUAUGUAUAAGCAUUCCUUGCCCGAAGGAUUUGUGCUGAAAACCAAGGAGCAAAAGCGUUUGGAAAGAGAAGCGCUAGAUAGCCAGCCCAAGAUUACGUUGGAAGAGUUCAUUGAGACGGAAAGAGAGCGUUUGGACAAGGCAAAGUUGACUCCAAUCACCGUGGCCAAUUUUGCCCAAUGGAAACAGGACCACGUUACCAAGAAAAUCAAUGCCGACAGGAAGGAAAUGGGCAAACGCAAGCCAUCUGGUCGUGAAAUCGUGCUCAAGAACUACAUGGAAGAUAAGAAAUUUGCCGAGGUGGACGAUUUGGAUGCUACUAAAGGAUCUGCGUGGGACUUGUCAGAGUUCACGAAAGCUUUGAAGGAAGCCGAGAGCAAGUCCGGUGACGGUAUUAAGGAUUACGGUGAUGGUAGCAACCCAACCUUUGAUAUUGUUUCAAAAAGCCCUACCACUGCAUCUGCAUGA